AUGUCCGAUAUGUUUCUUCCAUGGGGUUCGGGCCUGUUGAGUCCUUCAAGAGCUGCAUGGACGGGUGUUGGGAACAACUUUGCUGACGGGACAAUCGAAUUCACCAGACGAACAAGGCCGCGGAACAACUCGAGGCGCAGGGUGUUGCCCCUUUCCCCCGUCCAGCCCGUCCAGCCCGUCCAGCCCGUCCAAUCCGGCACCAUUCUUGGUGCUUCGGCCGCCUUUCUCUCCCAAUGGCGGUGUUCUCCUGCACUUAUCGAGGCUUUGCUGAACCUGGGGCGCGCGGAGCAACGGACAGCUCCCAGAACAUCACCAUGGGGUGGCGGGAUUCACGGCACAGUUGAACUAACCGUAGCCUUUGAGCUCUCUCACAGGCACGGCAGUCGUUUACAGAUUUCCUGGUCGCCCCCAUCAAUUCCUCGCUCCCAGCUGGAGCAGGGGAACGGCGCAUGA
This is a messenger RNA of Chaetomium globosum CBS 148.51, 453 nucleotides long. RefSeq lists its product as uncharacterized. The transcript has 2 exons. The record is from RefSeq and is a predicted model, not a curated record. NCBI's taxonomy places the organism in Eukaryota, Fungi, Ascomycota, Sordariomycetes, Sordariales, Chaetomiaceae. Bases 1 to 453 code for a protein of 150 amino acids.